AUGUCGGGUUCGGGUUCGAGUUCACAAGCGAUAAUGCUACGACGCGGUGUAGCGGAGGCAGAUUCCGAGGGGCGAUACGAAAGGUACCACAUGACAGUAUCACACCCCCACCCCAUGAAAUUAGUCUAUGAUGGAAUUGAUACAGAUACUGGUGUACAAAUCUACUGGUGUAAGAUUGUCUUAGGACUUUCAACAGAAGAAGAAGUCAAGAAGAAGAAGAAAUUCAAAGAUUACUGUAUUGAGCCUAACUUGUUACAGUCUUUACAACAUGAAAAUAUAGUAAAAUGUUUCCAUUUUUGGCCUGAUGAAAAUCUGAAGACUGUUCAUAUGAUUACUGAGGCUUUUUCUUCAGAGAAUUUGAGGGAUUACAGUCUGAAAUACGAUCUUGUUGGUAAUAGGCAAACAAUCAGGAGAUGGUGUAAACAGAUUCUUUUAGCAUUGGACUAUCUUCACAGUCAAACCCCGCCGAUUAUACACCGUGAUGUUAGCCUGGAGAACAUCUUUAUUAAUGGGAAUACAGGCGAGGUUAAGCUAGGAGAGUUUGGUGCCGCGAUAAGGCUUGAAGAGGGUGCUGAUUUACAGGACUAUCCUGGUGCACUAGAGUACACGGCACCAGAGGUUUUUAUGUUGGACUAUGAUCAGCGGGCUGACAUGUAUUCUUUCGGGAUGUGUGUGAUUCAGAUGAUGAGUAGAGACAAGAUUUACAGCGAGUGCAGAAAUCGCGCUGAAGUUAAGUCGUGUGUUCAGAGAGGUGAAAGGCCUGCUGCGUUUGAGAAAGUGACAGAUCCUCAGAUUAGGCAUUUCAUUGACUGCUGUCUGAACCUUCCACAUGACAGAUCUGAAGCAUCUGAUCUGUUGAGAGACCCUUUGAUUCACUCGGAGGCUAAUUUUGAAGGCAUACGAACAGGGUUGAGCAGUGAAGGUAUAGCUGAUGCAGAUGAGAGGCUCCGCGGAAUGAUGCAGGGAGGAGGCAGAGGAAGAAGCAAGCCUGUUUGGCGUCAGAAGCUGUCAAAAAUGUCGUCGAUCAUACGCAAGAACUUGUGA
Chenopodium quinoa (quinoa) is the source of this 1044-nucleotide messenger RNA. RefSeq names its product probable serine/threonine-protein kinase WNK6. Gene Ontology annotation, cellular component: cytoplasm. The coding region runs from base 1 to 1044 and encodes 347 amino acids. The transcript has a single exon. The record is from RefSeq and is a predicted model, not a curated record. NCBI's taxonomy places the organism in Eukaryota, Viridiplantae, Streptophyta, Magnoliopsida, Caryophyllales, Amaranthaceae. Gene Ontology annotation, biological process: protein phosphorylation; intracellular signal transduction. Gene Ontology annotation, molecular function: protein serine/threonine kinase activity; ATP binding.